AUGACCGGAACGGUGAUAAAUCCGCUGCAGGUGGCUGGAACAGUUGACAUGUCAACCAGCCGGACGUCAUCAAUGUCGCACAGGAACUCUGUCCGCAUUUCAGCAGUUGUUGAUCGACUACUUGUUUACGUUCGCGGUGGCUCAAGGAACGACAGCAACGAGUUCUUCAAACUCUGCAUCUCUCUUUCCAGAGGAAUCGACUAUGCUGUUGCUAACAAGGAAGUUCCAGUCACAGCUUCAGAAUUACCUGGUUUGUUGAAGCAGAUAUGUCAAUGGAAAACCGAUGCCUCAUUACAAGCAGCUAUUAUGGUGCUGUUGAUCUCUUUGAAGGGUGCAUGUAGAAACGGAUGGUUCAGUGAGAAGGAUAAUGAAGAACUUCAAAAGCUUUCAAAUGAGAUAUCAGGCAGUUUCUGCAGUGUUAAGGAUAUGAACUUUGGAGAGAACAUAGUCCAUCCCAGUAUCUCAGCAGUUAUGUUAAGGUUCUAUCCAAGUAUGAAGAUGGGUGAAACACUUGCUUUUGUUGAGGCCAAGCCUGGAUAUGGUGCUUUUUUGAAAGAUUUUGAUAUCACAACCAAAGCAAUGUCUUCUAACAAUAAAAUAUAUUUGUUUGUUGCUCAAAUUGAUGACACAGAGACAUCUUCAUGCAUCAUAAGUCCACAGCAAGUCAACUUUUUGUUGAAUGGAAAAGCAGUGAAUGGGAGGACUUGUGUUUCUAAGGAUCCAGGACCACAGACUCCAACACUUGUGACACAUAUGCUCAAGUUGGGAACCAAUCUUCUUCAAGUUGUGGGCCAGUUUAAUGGGAAUUAUAUUAUAAUUGUUGCCUUCAUGAGUAUGAUCUCAAAUCCAAUCUCUCCCAUCCUUCCCAACUAUGUGCCACCAGUUGCUGCUGCUCCUGAUCCAGAUAAUGAAUUAACUGAAGGGCCUUCUACAACAUCACUAAAUUGCCCCAUAAGCUUCAAACGUAUCAAGACACCCGUUAAAGGACAAUUGUGUAAACAUCAUCAGUGUUUUGAUUAUGACAACUAUGUGGACAUAAACUCAAGAAGACCAUCGUGGAAAUGUCCUCAUUGUAGUCAAUCUGUCUGCUUCACCGACAUCCGAAUUGAUCGCAUCAUGGUUAAGGUUCUGAAGGAAGUAGGUGUGAAUGUUUCUCAUGUGAGAAUCUCUGCUGAUGGAUCAUGGGAAGCUGUUAAAGAAGAAGAUGAUCAUAACACAGAUAAUAAUAAUAAACCACAAUCUACACCACCUUUACACCAAAACAUGGGGCCUGGUAUUUUGGACCUUACAGAAGGUGAUAAUUACAUAAAUGCCACUGCCACUAAUCCUCAUCAUCAAAACAUCGACAAAAAACCUUCUCCUUCUCAGUUGCAAAAUCCCACCUCUACAAACAUAAGAAAUAUUCCACCUAAUGGGUUUCAGAAAAUUCAGACAUCCAAUACUAUGGUGCCACCUGUCCAGAUGAAUCCAAUUUUGCAGGGUCAAAGUCAACUUUCUGCUUCCAAUGCUAUGCAGUCAAACGAUGUGAAUGGGAUUGUGAGGUACCCUACACAUUCUUCCAGACAUAUAACAAGAAUUCCAAUUGCUGUUCAGGCACUUCCAGCUCAGACCUCUGCGGGCCCGGGUAGUGGUGGCUUAGAUGGAUUUUAUAUGAAUCCACAUCAGAUAAACCAUACAGUCUCGGUCCCACCUUCACAACACAUGGGCCCACAGAAAUUUGGUGGUGGUUAUCAAUAUAACUCUCACCAACAACACCAGUUUCCUCAAGUUCAGCAAGUUGGUGUGGGUCCCACAAAUGGUAUUUUAAGCAACCAACAAAACUAUGCCAUGUCCAUGUCAAUGUCAGCUGCUGCUGCUCAACAACAAGCUGCCACAAAUGCUCAUGUAAACAACCAACUGGCCCAGGCCCAGGCCCACCACUAUGCCAUGUCAGCGGCGACAAAUGGUCAUGUAAGCAACAACCAACAAGCCCGGCAUCAUGCCAUGUCAGCUGCUCAACAAGGUUUCCACGUCAGCAGCUGGACACCAUCAUCGCAUGACCAUGGAGACCAAAACUGGAGGCUAAGUGGACGUAUGCGUGGAAGUUUAUCGGGUGAAGCUUAUUCAGAGGCUCUUAAUCAGUACAUAUAUCUUCCAACACAACCUGUCCAAGCUACAAGACCACCACUUCUGAAUACUCCCAGACCUGUAAUUCCACCCCAUUUGCAAUUUCUUCUUGCAAAUAAUAGAAACAUGAUCGGUGACAACUCUUUGCUUUUUGAUAAUACCAAUGGUGGCGGUGGUGGUGGUGGUUUUAGAUAG
Molecule: messenger RNA, 2301 nt
Organism: Lactuca virosa
Lineage: Eukaryota; Viridiplantae; Streptophyta; Magnoliopsida; Asterales; Asteraceae
Source: the annotation of a GenBank genome assembly